CUCCCUCCUCGACCCUUCGCAGUGAGCAAAAGAAAGAGAGAGGGGGAAAAAAUAGGCUUCUCUCCAUUCUCAGUAGAGAGAAAGAGUGGAAGAAAUGGAAUAAAAAUAGAAAGAGAGAUCUGGGGUAGCCAAAAAGAGGUUCUUUCCGCUUUGGUUCUUCUCGUUGUUUUCUUUUUUGUUUUUAGAGAAAUCACGGUCGGAUUUGGAGUAGACUCGUGAUAUCUUUUCUUCCAAAGUCUAACCCAAACAGAGAGAAGAGAGGGUCGAGCUCACGAGGCGGCUUCUGGAGGCUGGAUUGCUCACGGAUCGAAUUAGUAGCUUCUCCUGUUUAAUUCAAGCUUAGGUGAAGUUGGAGAACAUGAGAGUUUUCAGCCUUGAAAGCGUGAUAGAGGAGUUUGAGACGCUGACGAAGGAUGCCGGCCACGUCCAGAGAGAGACCCUUCGAAAGAUUCUCGAGCAAAAUGGUGAUGCAGAGUACUUGCAGAAUUUGGGCCUUGGAGGAAGAACUGACCCCGAGAGCUUUAAGGCUUGUGUUCCCUUGGUCACUCAUGAAGAUUUGGAGCCCUAUAUUCGAAGGAUCGUCGAGGGGGAGGUUACUUCGCCCAUUCUCACUGGGAAGCCUAUAACAUCGAUUUCGUUGAGUUCCGGCACCACACAAGGAAAGCCCAAGUUCUUGCCAUUCAACGAGGAAUUAGUUCAAUCCACCAUGCAGAUCUAUAGGACUUCAUUUGCUUUUAGAAACCGUGAAUAUCCAAUUGGCAAUGGAAAAGCUCUUCAAUUCAUCUACAGCAGCAAGCAGUUCAAAACAAAUGGGGGCCUCACCGCUACAACCGCCACAACAAAUGUGUACCGGAGUGAACAAUUCAAAUGCACGAUGGAGGAUAUCCAGUCUCAGUGUUGUAGUCCUGAUGAAGUUAUAUUUAGUCCGGACUUCCACCAGUCGUUGUACUGUCACCUUCUAUGUGGACUAAUUUACUCAGCUGAAGUGCAGUUUAUAUCUUCCACGUUUGCCCACAGCAUUGUUCAUGCAUUUCGAAUGUUCGAGCUGGUCUGGGAGGAUCUUUGUAGUGAUAUCAGACAUGGAGUUCUCUCCAGCAGAAUUACUGUCCCAUCUAUCCGUGCAGCUGUUUGUAAACUUUUAAGUCCAAAUCCCACACUGGCAGAUUCCAUAUACAAAAAAUGUGUGGGUUUAAGUAGCUGGUAUGGUGUGAUUCCAGAACUUUGGCCCAAUGCCAAAUAUGUCUAUGGCAUUAUGACAGGAUCCAUGGAACCAUAUUUGAAAAAAUUGAGACAUUAUGCAGGAAGCUUACCACUGAUGAGUGCUGAUUAUGGUUCUUCGGAGGGAUGGAUCGCUGCAAAUGUGAACCCUGGACUGCCUCCAGAAUUUGCAACCUUCGCAGUGCUUCCCAACAUUGGGUACUUUGAAUUUAUUCCUCUGGAGAGACCUGAGGGGCAGGAGCUGGAGAAUAGCAACUCCGUUCACUAUAUAGAAUCAGAGCCAGUUGGUCUUACAGAAGUUGAGGUUGGCAAAGAGUAUGAAACUGUUCUCACCACUUUUGCAGGUUUAUAUCGGUACAGGCUGGGGGACGUCGUAAAGGUAGCAGGAUUCCAUAAUUCCACACCUGAGCUGCAAUUUAUAUGCCGAAGAAGCCUACUCCUAUCCAUCAACAUUGACAAAAACACAGAGAGAGACCUGCAGCUGGCUGUGGAAGAGGCAAGCAAACUCUUAGCAGCCGAGAAGCUCGAGAUCGUGGAUUUUACGAGCCAUGUCGAUCUCUCCACAGACCCUGGCCACUAUGUGAUCUUCUGGGAGCUGAGCUCUGACGCCAGCGAGGAGGUUCUGAGCAGCUGCUGCAAUUGCUUGGACCUGGCGUUUGUGGAUGCAGGCUAUGCUAGCUCAAGGAAGGUGCGUGCCAUUGGACCACUGGAGCUCCGUGUACUCAGGAAAGGAACGUUCCAGAAGAUUCUAGAUCAUUAUCUAGGCCUCGGGGCUGCAGUGAGCCAGUUCAAGACGCCACGCUUCGUGGGCCCAUCAAACAGCAACGUCUUGCAGAUCCUGUGCAGGAAUGUUAGCGAGAGCUAUUUCAGUACUGCCUAUGGCUGCUAAAAGCUGUGUACUAGUCCUAGCAAAAAAAAAAAAAAAAAAAAGCUGUGUACUACGCCCUCCUGUAAUCAUAUUACUCUGUAUGCCCUGUUAGCUUCCUUGAACCUUUCAAGAGCUUGCUGUAAGGGGAAAUAAUUCCUAUGUUAGUUUUCAGGUGUGAUUCUGUAAAAUUGGAGGGACAAUUAAUAUGUUACUAGGAUCUUGGUGCAUGUCGAGCUUAUAAACGACUCAACGUAUGUUUAAAGAA
Molecule: messenger RNA, 2351 nt
Organism: Phoenix dactylifera (date palm)
Lineage: Eukaryota; Viridiplantae; Streptophyta; Magnoliopsida; Arecales; Arecaceae
Product: jasmonoyl--L-amino acid synthetase GH3.5-like
Cellular component (GO): cytoplasm
Molecular function (GO): acid-amino acid ligase activity
Source: RefSeq, a predicted model, not a curated record